This is a messenger RNA of Marmota flaviventris (yellow-bellied marmot), 9031 nucleotides long. RefSeq names its product filamin B (gene Flnb). Gene Ontology annotation, biological process: actin cytoskeleton organization. NCBI's taxonomy places the organism in Eukaryota, Metazoa, Chordata, Mammalia, Rodentia, Sciuridae. Gene Ontology annotation, molecular function: actin filament binding. The record is from RefSeq and is a predicted model, not a curated record.
AAAGCCAUUGUGGAUGGGAACCUGAAGCUCAUCUUGGGCCUGGUAUGGACGCUGAUUCUCCACUAUUCCAUCUCCAUGCCCGUGUGGGAGGAUGAAGGGGAUGACGAUGCCAAGAAGCAGACACCAAAGCAGAGGCUGCUGGGAUGGAUUCAGAACAAGAUCCCUUAUUUGCCCAUCACCAACUUCAACCAGAACUGGCAAGAUGGCAAAGCCCUGGGAGCCCUGGUUGACAGCUGUGCUCCAGGUCUGUGCCCAGACUGGGAGUCCUGGGAUCCACGGAAGCCUGUGGAUAAUGCCCGAGAAGCCAUGCAGCAGGCAGAUGACUGGCUGGGUGUCCCACAGGUCAUCACUCCUGAAGAAAUUAUUCACCCGGAUGUGGAUGAACACUCAGUGAUGACUUACCUGUCCCAGUUCCCCAAAGCCAAGCUCAAACCAGGAGCUCCUCUUAAACCCAAACUCAACCCAAAGAAAGCCAGGGCCUAUGGCAGAGGAAUCGAGCCCACUGGGAACAUGGUGAAGCAGCCAGCCAAGUUCACUGUGGACACCAUCAGCGCCGGGCAGGGAGAUGUGAUGGUGUUUAUCGAGGACCCAGAAGGGAACAAAGAAGAGGCACAGGUGACCCCUGAUAGUGACAAGAACAAGACAUACUCUGUGGAAUAUCUGCCCAAGGUCACUGGACUGCACAAAGUCACAGUCCUCUUUGCAGGACAGCACAUCUCCAAAAGCCCAUUUGAAGUGAAUGUUGACAAAGCCCAGGGAGACCCCAGUAAAGUGACUGCAAAAGGCCCAGGUUUGGAAGCUGCAGGAAACAUUGCUAAUAAGCCCACCUACUUUGAUAUCUACACGGCAGGAGCUGGCGUGGGUGACAUUGGUGUUGAGGUGGAAGAUCCCCAGGGGAAGAACACAGUAGAGUUGCUUAUAGAAGACAAAGGAAACCAGGUGUAUCGAUGUGUGUACAAACCACUGCAGCCUGGCCCCCACGUGGUCAAGGUCUCCUUUGCCGGGGAAACCAUUCCCAAGAGUCCCUUUGUUGUGCAAGUUGGGGAAGCCUGCAGUCCAAAUGCCUGCCGGGCCAGUGGCCGAGGCCUGCAGCCCAAAGGUGUCCGCAUCCGGGAGACCGCAGACUUCAAGGUUGAUACCAAAGCUGCUGGAAGUGGGGAGCUCAGUGUAACUGUGAAGGGUCCUAAGGGCCUGGAGGAGCUGGUGAAGCAGAAAGGCUUUCUGGAUGGGGUCUAUGCAUUCGAAUAUUACCCCAGCACCCCGGGGAAGUACAGCGUUGCCAUCACAUGGGGGGGACACCACAUUCCAAAGAGCCCUUUUGAAGUUCAAGUUGGUCCUGAAGCAGGCAUGCAGAAAGUCCGUGCUUGGGGCCCUGGCCUCCAUGGUGGAAUUGUCGGGAGGUCGGCAGAUUUUGUGGUAGAAUCCAUUGGCUCUGAAGUGGGGUCUCUGGGGUUUGCCAUUGAAGGCCCUUCCCAGGCAAAGAUUGAGUAUGAUGACCAGAAUGAUGGAUCAUGUGAUGUCAAAUACUGGCCCAAGGAGCCUGGAGAAUAUGCUGUUCACAUCAUGUGUGAUGAUGAAGACAUCAAGAACAGCCCAUACAUGGCCUACAUCCAUCCUGCCACAGGAGACUACAACCCAGACCUGGUCCAAGCAUAUGGGCCAGGUUUGGAGAGAUCUGGGUGCAUCGUCAACAACCCAGCCGAGUUCACUGUGGAUCCUAAGGAUGCUGGAAAAGCUCCCUUAAAGAUAUUUGCUCAGGAUGGGGAAGGCCAGCCCAUUGACAUCCAGAUGAAGAACCGGAUGGAUGGAACUUAUGCCUGCUCAUACAUCCCAGUUAAAGCCAUUAAGCACACCAUUGCUGUGGUCUGGGGAGGAGUGAAUAUUCCAAACAGCCCCUACCGGGUCAACAUUGGGCAAGGAAGCCACCCUCAGAAGGUUAAAGUGUUUGGGCCAGGUGUGGAGAGAAGUGGUCUGAAGGCCAAUGAACCCACCCACUUUACAGUGGACUGUACUGAGGCUGGGGAAGGUGAUGUCAGUGUUGGCAUUAAGUGUGAUGCCCGGGUUUUAAGCGAGGAUGAGGAAGACGUGGAUUUUGACAUUAUUCACAAUGCCAAUGACACAUUUACAGUCAAAUAUGUACCUCCUGCUGCUGGGCGAUACACUAUCAAGGUUCUCUUUGCAUCACAGGAAAUUCCUGCCAGCCCUUUCAGAGUCAAAGUUGACCCUUCCCAUGACGCCAGCAAAGUGAAGGCAGAAGGCCCGGGGCUCAGCAGAGCAGGUGUGGAAAACGGAAAACCGACCCACUUCACUGUUUUCACCAAGGGAGCCGGGAAGGCCCCACUCAACGUGCAGUUCAGCAGCCCCCUUCCUGGUGACGCUGUGAAGGACGUGGAUAUCAUCGAUAAUUAUGACUACUCUCACACCGUUAAAUACACACCCACCCAGCAGGGCAGCAUGCAGGUUCUGGUAACUUAUGGUGGUGAUCCUAUCCCUAAAAGUCCUUUCACCGUGGGCGUUGCUGCUCCGCUGGAUCUGAGCAAGAUAAAAAUCAAUGGGCUGGAAAACAGGGUCGAGGUUGGGAAGGAUCAGGAGUUCGCCAUUGAUACCAGAGGAGCAGGAGGCCAGGGGAAGCUGGAUGUGACAAUCCUGAGCCCCUCUCGGAAGGUUGUGCCAUGCCUGGUGGCACCCAUGGUGGGUCGGGAGAGCAGCACAGCCAAGUUCAUCCCUCGGGAGGAGGGGCUGUAUGCCGUGGAUGUGACCUAUGAUGGACACCCUGUGCCCGGGAGCCCCUACACAGUGGAGGCCUCUCUACCACCCGAUCCUACCAAGGUGAAGGCCCAUGGUCCUGGCCUUAAAAGUGGUCUUGUGGGCAAGCCUGCUGAGUUCACCAUUGACACUAAAGGAGCCGGAACUGGAGGUUUGGGCCUAACCGUGGAAGGUCCUUGUGAGGCCAAAAUUGAAUGCUCUGACAAUGGUGAUGGGACCUGCUCUGUCUCUUACCUUCCCACAAAACCUGGGGAAUACUUCGUCAACAUUCUCUUUGAAGAAGUCCACAUACCUGGGUCUCCCUUCAAAGCUGACAUUGAAAUGCCAUUUGACCCCUCUAAGGUUGUGGCAUCAGGACCAGGUCUCGAGCUCGGGAAAGUGGGUGAAGUUGGGCUUCUUAGCGUUGACUGUUCGGAAGCAGGUCCUGGGACACUGGGCAUGGAAGCCAUCUCAGACUCAGGAACAAAAGCGGAAGUCUGCAUUCAGAACAACAAAGAUGGCACCUACGCAGUGACCUAUGUGCCGCUAACAGCUGGCAUGUACACACUGACCAUGAAGUAUGGUGGGGAGCUUGUGCCACACUUCCCUGCCCGGGUCAAGGUGGAGCCCGCUGUGGACACUAGCAGGGUCAAAGUCUUCGGGCCAGGAAUAGAAGGAAAAGAUGUGUUUAGAGAAGCCACCACUGACUUCACUGUUGACUCAAGGCCCCUGACCCAGGUAGGGGGUGACCACAUCAAAGCCCACAUUGCCAACCCUUCAGGAGCCUCCACUGAGUGCUUUGUCACAGACAAUGCUGAUGGGACCUAUCAAGUGGAGUAUACACCCUUUGAGAAAGGUCUCCAUGUAGUGGAGGUGACAUAUGACGAUGUACCCAUCCCAAACAGUCCUUUCAAAGUAGCUGUAACUGAAGGCUGUCAGCCAUCACGGGUCCAAGCCCAAGGUCCUGGAUUGAAAGAGGCAUUUACCAACAAACCUAAUGUCUUCACUGUUGUUACCAGAGGGGCAGGAAUCGGUGGGCUUGGCAUAACUGUUGAGGGACCAUCAGAAUCGAAGAUAAACUGCAGAGACAACAAAGAUGGCAGCUGCAGUGCCGAGUACAUCCCCUUUGCCCCAGGGGAUUAUGAUGUUAAUAUCACUUAUGGAGGAGCCCACAUCCCUGGUAGCCCCUUCAGGGUUCCUGUGAAGGAUGUUGUGGACCCCAGCAAGGUCAAAAUUGCUGGCCCUGGGCUGGGCUCUGGCGUCCGAGCCCGCAUCCCACAGUCCUUCACGGUGGACAGCAGCAAAGCUGGCCUGGCCCCAUUGGAAGUGAGGGUCUUGGGCCCCCGAGGUCUGGUGGAGCCAGUGAAUGUGGUGGAUAAUGGGGAUGGCACACAUACGGUAACCUAUACCCCAUCGCAGGAGGGGCCUUACAUGGUCUCAGUUAAAUAUGCUGAUGAAGAGAUCCCACGAAGUCCCUUUAAGGUCAAGGUUCUUCCCACAUAUGAUGCCAGCAAAGUGACCGCCAGUGGCCCUGGCCUCAGUUCCUAUGGGGUGCCCGCCAGUCUGCCCGUGGAGUUUGCUAUCGACGCCAGAGAUGCUGGGGAAGGCCUGCUUGCUGUCCAGAUAACGGACCAAGAAGGAAAACCCAAAAGAGCCACUGUCCAUGACAAUAAAGAUGGCACAUAUGCUGUCACCUACAUCCCUGACAAGACUGGACGCUAUAUGAUUGGGGUCACCUAUGGGGGGGAUGACAUCCCGCUUUCUCCUUACCGCAUCCGAGCCAUGCAGUCAGGUGACGCCAGCAAGUGCCUGGCCACGGGUCCUGGCAUUGCCCCCACUGUGAAAACUGGCGAGGAAGUGGGCUUUGUGGUGGAUGCCAAGACUGCUGGGAAAGGGAAAGUGACCUGCACAAUUCUUACCCCAGAUGGUACUGAGGCUGAGGCUGAUGUCAUUGAAAACGAGGAUGGCACCUAUGACAUUUUCUAUACAGCCGCCAAGCCCGGCACUUAUGUGAUCUAUGUGCGCUUUGGUGGUGUUGAUAUUCCAAAUAGCCCCUUCACUGUCAUGGUAACUGAAGAGGCGUAUGUCCCAGUGAGUGACAUGAAUGGACUGGGAUUUAAGCCUUUUGACUUGGUCAUUCCAUUUGCUGUCAGGAAAGGAGAAAUCACAGGAGAGGUCCACAUGCCUUCUGGGAAGACAGCCACACCUGAGAUUGUGGACAACAAAGAUGGAACAGUAACCGUCAGAUAUGCCCCCACUGAGGUCGGGCUCCACGAGAUGCACAUCAAAUACAUGGGCAGCCACAUCCCUGAGAGCCCUCUCCAGUUCUAUGUGAACUAUCCCAACAGUGGGAGCGUUUCUGCAUAUGGUCCAGGCCUGGUGUACGGAGUAGCUAACAAAACGGCCACUUUCACCAUUGUCACCGAGGAUGCAGGAGAAGGUGGUCUCGAUUUGGCUAUUGAGGGACCCUCGAAGGCAGAAAUCAGCUGCAUUGACAACAAAGAUGGGACGUGCACCGUGACCUACCUGCCUACACUGCCAGGCGACUAUAGCAUUCUGGUCAAGUACAAUGACAAGCACAUCCCUGGCAGCCCCUUCACAGCCAAGAUCACAGAUGACAGCAGGCGUUGCUCCCAGGUGAAGUUGGGCUCAGCUGCUGACUUCCUACUUGACAUCAGUGAGACUGACCUCAGCACACUGACAGCCAGCAUUAAGGCACCAUCUGGCCGUGAUGAGCCCUGUCUCCUGAAGAGGCUGCCCAACAACCACAUCGGCAUCUCCUUCAUCCCCCGGGAGGUGGGUGAACAUCUGGUCAGUAUCAAGAAGAAUGGCAACCAUGUGGCCAACAGCCCUGUGUCCAUUAUGGUGGUCCAAUCGGAGAUUGGUGAUGCACGCCGAGCCAAAGUCUACGGCCGAGGCCUGUCAGAGGGCCGGACUUUUGAGAUGUCUGACUUCAUUGUGGACACAAGAGAUGCAGGUUAUGGUGGCAUAUCCUUGGCAGUGGAAGGCCCCAGCAAGGUGGACAUCCAGACAGAGGACCUGGAAGAUGGCACCUGCAAGGUCUCCUACUUCCCCACCGUGCCUGGGGUUUACAUUGUCUCCACCAAAUUUGCUGAUGAGCAUGUUCCUGGAAGUCCAUUUACUGUGAAGAUCAGUGGCGAGGGAAGAGUCAAAGAGAGUAUCACCCGGACCAGCCGGGCCCCCUCAGUGGCCACUGUUGGGAGCAUCUGCGACUUGAACCUGAAAAUCCCAGAAAUCAACAGCAGUGAUAUGUCGGCCCAUGUCACCAGCCCCUCUGGCCGUGUGACUGAGGCAGAGAUUGUGCCCAUGGGGAAGAACUCACACUGCGUCCGGUUUGUGCCCCAGGAGAUGGGCGUUCACACGGUCAGUGUCAAGUACCGUGGACAGCAUGUAACCGGCAGCCCCUUCCAGUUCACUGUGGGGCCACUUGGUGAAGGGGGUGCCCACAAAGUUCGGGCAGGAGGCCCUGGCCUGGAGAGAGGAGAAGCAGGAGUCCCAGCUGAGUUUAGCAUCUGGACCCGGGAAGCAGGUGCUGGAGGCCUCUCCAUCGCUGUUGAAGGUCCCAGUAAGGCUGAGAUUACAUUUGAUGACCAUAAAAACGGAUCAUGUGGUGUGUCUUAUAUUGCCCAAGAGCCUGGUAACUACGAGGUGUCUAUCAAGUUCAAUGAUGAGCACAUCCCUGAAAGCCCCUACCUGGUGCCCGUCAUCGCACCCUCUGACGACGCCCGCCGCCUCACUGUUAUGAGCCUUCAGGAAUCGGGAUUAAAAGUUAACCAGCCAGCAUCCUUUGCUAUAAGGUUGAAUGGUGCAAAAGGCAAGAUUGAUGCAAAGGUGCAUAGCCCCUCGGGAGCCGUGGAGGAAUGCCAUGUGUCUGAGCUGGAGCCAGAUAAGUAUGCUGUUCGCUUCAUCCCCCACGAAAAUGGCAUCCACACAAUUGAUGUCAAAUUCAACGGGAGCCACGUGGUUGGAAGCCCCUUCAAAGUUCGCGUUGGGGAGCCGGGACAAGCGGGGAAUCCUGCCCUGGUGUCUGCCUACGGUGCAGGGCUUGAGGGGGGCACCACAGGCAUCCAGUCUGAAUUCUACAUCAACACCACCCGAGCAGGCCCAGGGACGUUGUCUGUCACUAUUGAAGGCCCAUCCAAAGUUAAAAUGGAUUGCCAAGAAACCCCAGAGGGGUACAAAGUUAUGUACACGCCCAUGGCUCCUGGAAACUAUCUGAUCGGUGUCAAAUAUGGCGGACCCAACCACAUUGUGGGCAGUCCAUUCAAAGCCAAAGUGACAGGUCAGCGUCUGGUCAGCCCGGGCUCAUCCAAUGAAACCUCGUCCAUCCUGGUGGAGUCAGUGACCAGGUCAUCAACAGAGACCUGCUAUAGUGCCAUCCCCAAGUCAUCCUCGGAUGCCAGCAAGGUGACUUCCAAGGGAGCAGGGCUCUCAAAGGCCUUCAUGGGACAGAAGAGCUCCUUCCUGGUGGACUGCAGCAAAGCUGGUUCCAACAUGCUGCUGAUUGGAGUCCAUGGACCCACCACACCCUGUGAGGAGGUCUCCAUGAAGCAUGUGGGCAACCAGCAGUACAAUGUCACAUAUGUUGUCAAGGAGAGGGGGGAUUACGUUCUGGCCGUGAAGUGGGGGGAAGAACACAUCCCCGGCAGCCCUUUUCAUGUCACAGUGCCUUAAAAUAGUUUGCAUCAAAUCCUGGGAGGAAUUCUUAUGGUUGCUUUUAUCGCUUGUUUGUAAUUCAUUUUAUACCAUGUCCUCCAGCCUGUUGGUAGGUCUAAAUCCCAUCCCAAAACACUACCAUUCUAAAGUGCCUUCAGAAAUAAGUCCUAGACUUGACUCUUGAGGGAUGCAUUGGGUAAUCAUAAGAAAUGCAGAUUUGUCCAAUGGACUAAGAAGAUCCAACGUAUACUCAGUUCACCUCAGACCUUGGGGGCACAGGUCACUGCAGACAGACCAAGAAUAUGGGGAAGACUAACAUUUUUAAAAAAUGAAACUGGCCAUCCUAAGCUACAGGUUUGCUGUUGAGCCUUUACAAAAAAAAAGACAGGGGGUGAGGGUGGGGGUGGGAGGGGGCCGGAAAAAAGAGGAGACCUAGUUUAGGUUGUAAUUUAGCAAAGGGAUUCCUCCAGACCAGCUGGAUCUAGUCCAGGGCCCAUAUUCCAUAGGAAAAGGCUGUUAGGUGCUCCACCAUGUUGACACUACUUCUCACCAAUCACCCAUUGCACUCUGGCCUCCUGACAUUCUUUCUGGGCAGAGCCAAUUGGUGGCACAUGGCUUCCUAGUGUUUCUGCACUUCCUCUGGUGAUUAUUUCCUUGCAGUCAUAAAAGUGUGACCAUUUGGCUGCCACGGAUCUGCUUUAGGUUUCCAAGUCCAUUUCAGUCACUUGGUGGAGGAAAUUCUGCAGUGACUAGCAGCAGCCCACUUGCCAAAGAUCCCUUCUCACCAACACUAGCCCUUGCUUCUAACACACGCCCCAGUCACUUGUCAGCCUUACCAAAACCUUUAAAGUGACCUCAGGUGGGUGCACACGUUAGUGUUCGCCUCAUGAAGGCCUAUAAGAUGACACAACACUCAUAGCCACCCCUGCCAACCUUGUGGGUCACUCAGGAAAAUAUUAGUAUAGACAGGAAAGAAUGAAGCUCAUGCCAACUUUUGGCUGAGUGUUGGGGAAUUGUUGAGGGGCAGGGAAAGGCAGCAGCUUCUUUGGUGAUCUCCCCCUUUUGGCAGAACAGUGAAAGCUGCAUAGCUGACAGUUUGCAUCAAAUCCUGGGAGGAAUUCUUAUGGAUGCUCUUGGGAAAACAAUAAGCAGGUGCAGAUUUUUUUUUUUUUUAAUGGGGUAUAGGGCAGUUUGCAAGCCUUUUGCAGACCUGAGCUGGCUUUGGGAUUAAGUUAAAGCAAUCAGGGACGUUGCCUCAUGGCAGAGCUCAGAUGUGUAGCUUGGGCCAGGCAGGCUGACUUUCUGAUUUGCUGCUUAGUCCUAAGGAAGUGGCCACUGUCAUCAUGGGUGGGGUAGGGCUCUGGAGGUGUAGCAGUUGGAGGUGGGUGUUGGUGGUAAAAGUCCACCUUUUAGAAACUGGAGGCAGCCCGAAGCCUAAUGUGAAGGGACCACAGGCCUUGGAAACGGGGACAGGGAAGCCAAACUGGAAUCAAAUGCCGACUGUAAAUUGUAUCUUAUAACUUAUUAAAUAAAACGUUUGCGCCGUAAAGUUUCCCCUGGCGUUCCUGGGUGGCAUCUUUUUUUCUGAAUAAAUGGUUUGAGCCUCUGA